This is a messenger RNA of Solea senegalensis (Senegalese sole), 1545 nucleotides long. Its product is annotated as amine sulfotransferase-like. Gene Ontology annotation, cellular component: cytoplasm. Gene Ontology annotation, molecular function: sulfotransferase activity. The transcript has 7 exons. Gene Ontology annotation, biological process: sulfation. The record is from RefSeq and is a predicted model, not a curated record. NCBI's taxonomy places the organism in Eukaryota, Metazoa, Chordata, Actinopteri, Pleuronectiformes, Soleidae. The coding region runs from base 69 to 947 and encodes 292 amino acids.
UCCUAACAUCAGGCAGACAGUUCUGAGGAAGGUGGAAGAUACACACCAAAGCUGGUUAACAAGCAACCAUGGAGUCAUUGGAUUUAGUCAGCCCUUAUCUUUACAAGUACAAAAAGAGGAGCUUUCUGGUCAAUGACAAAAUGCGACCCAAGGACCUCGAUGAUCUUCUUGAUUUUGAGCUCCGUCCAACUGAUGUCUUCCUUGUCACGUACCCCAAGUCAGGCACAGUGUGGAUGCAACAGAUCCUGGUUCAGAUUAUGGACACUGCUCACCCUGAACAGGCAGAGGGGUUAAGCAAUAGAGAUCGAGUCCCUUGGCUGGAGGAGAGAUCUGCAGACAACCCUUUCAGAGACAGACCAGAUCCUCGGAUGUUUGGCUCACAUCUUCCCUUUGAAAUGUUGCCCCUGGACAUAAAAGCCAAGCAAGUCAAGGUUGUCUAUGUUUGGAGAAACCCAAAGGAUAUUGUAGUGUCUUCAUAUCACUUUGCUCAUAGUUGGGUCUUGCUAGAGACACCCAAGAGCUUUGAGGAUUUCUUUGAUCAAUUUCUCAAUGGUGAUGUUUACAUGGGAUCAUGGUUUGAUCAUGUGAAGGAGUACUACGCACAACAGGACCAAGUGAAUAUCCAUUUUGUCCAGUAUGAGAACUUGUUGAAGGACCUCAGAGGCGAAGUUGUGAAGCUUUGUGCUUUCCUUGGAAAAGACCUGACAGAUGAAGCGAUCGAUCGUAUUGUUGACAUGUCCACCUUCAAAAGCAUGAAGAACAACACCACAGCAAACUACAAGGAUUUGAUUGAAAAAGGUCGCUACAAGGAAGAAACCAUGCGUAAAGGUGUGGCAGGAGAUUGGAAGAAUCACUUCACAGUGGCCCAGAAUGAGCGUUUUGACCGUGUCUUCAAAGAGAAGAUGAGCAACGUUCCUAUAACCUGCACCUGGGAGAUCAGUCAGUAGAUUCUCUACAAAUUCAGAGGCUGAUGUUCAUCUCAAUAGCUUUGACUGCCAGUCCAGCAAAUAUUGUAUGAAUAUAACUAAAUGUAUGGUUUUGGGUCAGUAUUAAGCAAUCACAAAUAAUGUUCCAAGCAAAAACAAAACAAAUAAGUCACUACUAGACUGAUUUAUUACACAAAUGUUUUAAAAGCUAUUUUAAGGGUUACACAAUGGUUUCUUUUUGUUUGUGUAUUUCUUGAGACUUUGCAAUUUGCCUCUACCGCUGCUUUGUCAUUCACAUAUCAUUGAUAUUGCCAUGGCAAUAAAAUUAAACUGCAAAACAACACAUGAUAUGUUUGCCAGUAAAGUUGGUGGUGUAAAUGAGUGGAUGUGUGUGUGUGUGUGUGUUUUUCAACAAUUUCAUUUUGUUACUGCUCCAUAUUUUGUUUUAACUUCCAUCUCUGCUGUCAGUGAAAAAUUCAGGUUUAUCACCAACUAUUGAGAGUACAAAGAAAUCCAGUGAAUAUGACUAUUAUACACACACAUGGUCACUGCGGAGAUUUUACACCUCUCGUCUAGCCGGGGCUUUGAUGAUCUGUCAAUAAAUCCACCGGAAACAAGA